Nezara viridula (southern green stink bug) is the source of this 2106-nucleotide messenger RNA. Lineage: Eukaryota; Metazoa; Arthropoda; Insecta; Hemiptera; Pentatomidae. The record is from the annotation of a GenBank genome assembly.
UCAGUUCCGGGACCAGCUCAUUGCUCAGUGUGUGUAUGGUCAGGUGUUGGCUCCGCAGUUCCAUCCAUCAAGAGAUAACUCUUAAGUUGAAUGUAGUAACGAUGUGGAUUUUGGCUAUUCUAUUAUAUGUGCUAGACACAACAGAUGGACAACGAUCAUUUCUAGAGGAGAUUCAAAGACAAUAUUUAAAACAAGGAAUUCCUUUUCGAGAAAACAUAUACAUAGAUAACUUGCCCGUGCUUCAGCAAUAUGACUUCAUAAUAGUAGGUUCCGGUCCUACCGGAUCAGUCAUAGCGAACAGGCUUUCUGAAGUCCCUUAUUGGAAUAUUUUACUCUUAGAAAAAGGUCUAGAAGGGAACUUCUACAAUGACCUUCCAUUCACAAAUCCGUUUUUGGUCUUAGGGGACUUCAGCGUGAUGAUUGAUGUUGAAAGAGAAGAGAACGUUUGCUUAGGCCUAGUAGACAAAAGGUGUCAUUGGCCUUCUGGAAACGGAGUAGGUGGAGCAACGUUAAUUAAUGGAAUGAUGUACACUCGAGGACAUCCUUCGGAUUACGACAGUUGGGCACUGGCAGGAAAUCCCGGAUGGUCAUUUAGCGAAGUUUUGCCUUAUUUCUUAAAAAGUGAAAACAUGUCGAUAAGUACUUUGGCCGGAUCGCCAUACCAUUCCACGAACGGCCCUCUUCAUAUUGACAGUCCUUUUACCUCGAAAUUGGGAAAACUUUUCUUAAAAGCCGGAGAAGAACUCGGAUAUCCCAUUGUGGAUUACAAUAACCCGGAAACUAUGGAGGGAUUCAGUACCACUCAGAUCACAGCGAAAAGAGGAAGAAGACAUAGCGCAGCAACGGCAUUCUUGUUACCGGUAAAAUCUAGGACUAAUUUACACAUUGUUAAAAACGCUUUUGUUACAGAAAUUCUAAUUAGCCCCUCUACGAAGAAGGCUUAUGGAGUGAAGUAUUUAAAAAAUAACAAAGAAAGAACUGUACGCGCAACAAAUGAAGUAAUUGUUUCUGCUGGCGCAUUUGAUUCCCCCAAAUUGUUGAUGUUAUCAGGAAUAGGACCGAGAAAUGAUUUGAAGAGCAUGAAAAUACCCAUCAUUGCAGAUCUUCCGGUAGGAAAGAAUUUACAAGAGCACCUUGGUACACCAGUUCUCAUGUUUUUAAUCAAUACAACAGACAGUUACAAUGUACCGAAACUAUUGAGAACGAUGCCCAUCGAUUUCAUUCAAUGGUACAGUGGUGUGAAGAACAUCUAUGCCAAUAAUGGAGCAGAAGCCAUUUCCUACAUGAUGACAAAGUAUGCAGAAGGGAAACCGGACAUCGAGCUAAUUCUAGCUCCAUCGUCCCUUAUUGCAGACGACGGCUUAAUGUUGAGAAAGACUGUCGGUAUUACUGACGAGGUAUACUUCAAGACCUGGGGGAAAUUAAAGUACGCCGAAUCUUUUCAAAUAGCACCAUUGAUGAUGUACCCCAGAAGCAGGGGUGAACUGAGAUUGAGAAGCCGAAAUCCUAAAGACCCGCCGUUGAUAGAUGGGAAUUUCUUUGCUGAUUCUUAUGACAUUAAAGUUAUGAUUGAAGCGAUUAGAGCAGCCAUUAAGAUUACGGAAACCAAUACCUUUAGGAAAAUCGGUGCCAAGCUGUAUCAAGUUCCAUUAUUCGGUUGCGAACAGUUUACCUUCAACUCGGAUGACUACUGGGAGUGUGCUAUAAGAUCAGUACCUGUACAGUAUCACCACCAAUCCGGGACCUGUAGAAUGGGACCCGAACGAGGUGAUUCUGUGGUGGACCCGAGACUGCGGGUUCAUGGAGUAGCGGGCCUAAGGGUGGCCGACGCUUCCAUAAUGCCCGUUAUGCCGGGUGUCCACACGAUGGCUGCCUGCUAUAUGAUCGGGGAGAAGGCUGCAGAUAUGAUAAAGGAGGAUUGGGGGUUCAACAAUCUAUAAAAAUGAACUGAUAAAAUACAUGAGUAAGGAUAUAUUGUACAUAAUUAAAAUAGUUUAAAUAAACAGACUGAUCUCUACAAAAUAAGUAGUAACGUAUCGAAAGAUAUUAUUGAAUUUAUUUAUAAAUUAUAAUUUGUUCCAAAUAAAUUAUUUCAUUAUAUAUUAC